Mya arenaria is the source of this 4635-nucleotide messenger RNA. RefSeq lists its product as uncharacterized. Lineage: Eukaryota; Metazoa; Mollusca; Bivalvia; Myida; Myidae. The transcript is spliced from 4 exons. Bases 179 to 796 code for a protein of 205 amino acids. The record is from RefSeq and is a predicted model, not a curated record.
UGUCUUUAUAUAUUCAUUUUAUCUGAAAUGAACAGGAAGUUUAAAACAAUUUCAAUGUGUCAGUGAGAAUUAACUUGACAGUUGAAUUUGCAUUUGAAAAUUAUCUUUGCUUGUUCGCUUUCAGAUUCAGCUGAUCAUUUGUAGGACAACUCGUAUUCGUGUGAUAUAAAUAACGACAAUGUAUUUCACGACAGCAGAACACAUAAAUGUUACGUUUGUUAUAAUUGUAGCGCUAUGGAUAUACUCCGAUGCAACACUACAGAAGAAUUUACCUGAAGUGUUUGGAUGUGUUGGAAUGGAUAAAGUGAUACCUUUUAUUGAGAGUGAUGUUGCUCAAGUGUCAAACUUUGUAUAUAAAGUGACUAAGCCAGGGUCGCCCCACUUUCCAAUUCUUGUUUACGAAGUUACAGAAGGACGUGAAACUAUACUGAAUAACUACAAUGUUGCCUAUGGCUCUCAAAAUGAUGGAAGAAUAACGCUUACAAACCCAACUAGUGAUAACUCUGGAAUGUACAGAAUAGAAGUGACAUACAUGAUUGCAUCUGGAUUAGCAGCUGAUUAUACUGAAGUGACUGUAACAUUCUCAUAUAACCCAACUGCCAGCUUAAACUAUGAGGAUGGUUCUUGUAAGUUUGAUGGAGGAACAACUGAAAACCUUGUCCUGAAGGAGGAGGUAAACGGCACUGGUAAAUAUUGUUGUGUGACUGGGGCUUCUGCAGCAUGCAUUGACGGUUCCACUGGGACAACAUACUGCAUUGAAAUUCAAGACCAUCUUAACACCUUUUCAUUAAAUUAAUGAUAUCACAACUUUAUCUUUUGCAAUCGCAAAGGUUUUAUUUAGUCUGGAAUAACUAAAUAUUAUAAGACCUAACAGUUGCCGACAUCAGUGAUUGAUAUAACACACUCAUUAGCUUAUAUUUCUUGCACAUAUGUUUUUGUUACAUUGAUAUGAACGGUCGUUUGGUCAGUCGGUUGAUCUGUUAGCAAAGGUUUGUGGAGUGAAUUUUUCCGACACAUUUAGAGACAUCACUCUCAUGAUCGGCACACAUUUCACCCUCGGGAUCGGUGAUGACAUCCUGAACUGUUGCCCUCGGCAUAUCGGCCUCGAGACAACAGUUCAGAAGUCAUCCCCUCCACCUUGGGACAAUAGUUUUGACUGUUACACAAAUGCCCAUGCAACAACUGUAUACUAAUUCCAUAAGCUAUGACUGCCCGUCCACAUUCUUGACUGUUACUGAUUGUUGAUGACAAUCUGGUGAUAAAUAAAUAAAUCCAUGCCUUGAAUUCCCUUCAAAAUAAUAAAAACUUUGAUGUGAAUGUUUUUCAGUAUAAUUAUAAUCUUAUUAUAUUCGUAUGUUGUUUAAUAGGUUAGGUUUUGAAAAGUGUGCUGUUUGUUAAUUUAUUACAUUACAUGUUAUGUUGGUUCUUCUUGUUUUAAAUUUGGCUUAUUGUUUCCUAUGAUACUAAAUUGGAUCAAUGUUGUUUUAUACUACUGGGAUUAGGUUUUUGAUUAAAAUACAAAAGAACCAACCUCUAUACACAAGUUCUGUGCCAUUUGUACAGCACUCGUUUCGACCCCAGCAUGUGUAUGUUGUUCCUGCUGAAAAAACAACAACAUUGCAAUUGUUGUACAUACAAGCUACACAAGUCAUUGUUUGGAAACGUGAACAUAUGUCCCUUCCUCCUUUCAAGCUUGUUUAAUACUGCUACAUUAGUCGUUAGGGAAUAUGGAGUAGAGGUUUGGUGUCGAAUAAUCGAACUAAUUACACUUGUUACAGAAAAUCUUUCAAGAGGUAAGGAGAUAUUUAUCGGACACAAAAUACAUGGCUUGAAUCUUUGUCCUUGAACUGUGUGACCUUGUACUUGAGCCGUCGCCCUUGAAAUAAAUGUUAUACACGCCGUCUUGCUGUGGUGAACCAUUGAUCCGAUUGAAAUGCAACUCUUAUAGAGGGGUUUACGGGAUAUUGUGCGAACACGAAGUAAAACAAACGGACGGACGGAUGGAAUAAAUGACAUCUAUAUACUAAAAACAAUAAAUUUCCCCGUGCGUAACAUAGAGCCAGUGUAACAGGGUUGAGUUCUAAGUUAGUUUACACUGGCGUUUUUCAAGGCGGUUGGCCCAAUAUUUAACACAUUUUGUGGAAAUUUAAUAAUUAGUGAGGGAAGGAACUCUUUCUCAUUGCCGAAGGUUAGGUUGUCUGCCCUUUAUGACUGUGUUUGACGUAAGCUUUAUUAUCAGUCGGCGCCCUUUUAGUCAGCGCCGACUAUAUUUGAUAUUACUUAAGAAUUAUCAAUCGUAACAACUCGGCCAUCUCCGGCAAGCUUCGAGCCAUAUCUUGAUACUAGUCGAGGAGUUCCGAUUGAAGAAUUAUUCCAACUAAGGGACCAAUUCAUAAAUUGCAGAACAAUGCUCUCAAUAUUUUCCACUUUGCUAGAUAAAAUGUGAAGAUAAGUGUGUUUUAUAAAACUUUACACUUUAAUUGAUGAUGAAACCUUAAAUUAUAAUAGCCCUGCUUAUCAUUUUGAAAAUUUUGACUCUAAAUAACAACUCGGCCAUCUCCGACAAGCUUCGAUAGAUACUGGCCGAGGUGUUCCGAUUGAUACCAUUCCCCCUUAGAUGAAGGUUACACGAUACUAUUACAAUAUCCUUUAUGUUUCUAAACCUCCAACGCAGUAAUCUCCCUUGGCGACAGCAAAAAGGCGAGUUUUUAAAAAAUUACAUUUAGCUUAAUUGUUUGUUUUGAAUAUGUCAUUCGAAAGAAUGUACUCCAGAUAUUUCCCCGUUCUAUUUACUCAAGAAUAAAAUGCGCUCACAAAAACAAAAAAUACAAUAUAUAUUUAGCCCGGAAUUGAAAUUGCUAUUGAAAUUCAUGUAUUAGACCAACGCCUCUUAUUUCUUCCGAAGUAACGUGUGUAUAUUGCUGGUAUAAUUUAGUUUGUACCGGAGGAUUAGCUUGGAAAAAACAGAAUAUCUAUAAUUCCGGGCUUAAACUAUUGUAACAAUAUUAACAACCACAAUGUCCUUCGAACAUCUGUAUACCCAACAAAUUAUCAAUGAAGUAAUAACCAUUAUUUGGUUAUCUACAUGCACGUUUUUUCUUCUAAUUUUAUUUCGCCGACUUGAUGCUAUGCAUCAAUUUUUUUCUUGUAUCUAUGAUAAUUUCAUUUCCAAUCUAGAAGCCCAAUAUUUCGGCCAAGUUAAAUUCAUAUUUUACAUUAAUUUUGUCUUUGUUUUUCCUGGAUGCAAUAAUUUACCAAUAUUAUAGAUACUUUUUUUUAAGCAAUCAUGCUUAAAGUAACAUUGUACUGUUACCAUUGUGUAGGAAAGUGGCCUAGUAGGCUUCAUACAAGGGUAAUCAAUUAAAUUAUUAAUGUUAUAUAUAAUUAAAUGAUGUUAAUGAUGUAUAAAUUAUAUUUAGAUGUUGUUUCAUUGAUACCGUUAUAGUCGUACGAUUGUCAAAAUGCUAGUAAACAGUGUGUGUAUACCACGUGAUAAAUUGCGUCAUAUAUGUGCUACGUCGAAAGGCAACAUUUUGAUAAAAUGAAGACUUAAAUCAAAGAUUUCUUUUCUUUUACUCCAACAUUUUAAUUAAAACAAUGGGCAGUCUUUGUCUAGUAUUAUUACCGAAGUUUGAUAUGGUGAUGGGUUUCAUCAAACACUUGAAAACCUGUUUUCAAAAUAAUGUUUUGACGGCCGUAUUGUGAAAAGGUUUGUCGAAGUUUUUAAAGAAAAGAAACUAAACUCUUAAUCAAACUCUGGUCAAUACCCGAAGGCGGAGCUCCGUAUAAGCGGCGCUAAGUUUCAUUCAAUAUGUUGAAGGAAUAGUGAAGUUAUCUUUGUUUAAGGUCUACAUUCUAAACAAAAUAUUGCCUUCUGACGUAGCAUUUAUGACGCAAUUUAUCACGUGGUAUCCACACACUGGUAUAGAGGCAGUUAUGACAUUGUGCAAUGUGACUAUUCUAAAGCAUUUCAAGUGACAAGUUUUCAGAUUAUUUUUGAACGUUGAAGAUUUAUUGUAAAUAACACAGGCAUCUGAAUCAUUGUUUGUCACUAAAAUGUUGUUUAAAACCAUUUUGGGUACAUAAAUGACCAAAAAAGAAACAUAAAGUCACAAGCGUGUUAAUGCACCAGUCAAUUGUAACCACGCCCCCCCCCCCCUCCCCCAGGUCCGUGGAAUAGCGGGGACAUUGACUUUUGGUCCAGUCAACCCCGGCUAAAAUCCCCACCCUGCGGGAACGAACAGAUGGUAAAAUCCCCGCCAAAUGCCGCCGCACCCCAGGGACCAUAGUUAAUGUAUAUUCCCCGCUAUAUUUAAAGCGAAGACAAAACCAACGCAUUUGCCCGGCACUACGGGGCCACCUGAAAGGUAAAAACACGGCCCAUUUCCCCGGCUAUCCCCGGUAUACCCCCGGACCAGAGGGGGGGGGGGCGUGGUUACAAUUGACUGGUGCAUAAUGCUACUUAGUACACACAAACCCAGCAGCUGAAUGAUAUAUGCCGUCAGAGCUGUGAUGUCAGUUGAUUUUUGACAUCCUUUAUUUACGAAGUGUUCUACGUGGUUGGCACGCAUUUAAAUGAUACAUUUGUGUUUGUACAUAUUAUUAAAAUAGUACGAAGUAUUGAAAUUGAUUUUA